Aspergillus caelatus is the source of this 2061-nucleotide messenger RNA. Its product is annotated as HET domain-containing protein. The transcript has 2 exons. The coding region runs from base 1 to 2061 and encodes 686 amino acids. NCBI's taxonomy places the organism in Eukaryota, Fungi, Ascomycota, Eurotiomycetes, Eurotiales, Aspergillaceae. The record is from RefSeq and is a predicted model, not a curated record.
AUGUCUCCCAAAAGUAACUACGAGAGACGCAUGUACGACUUGAGACUUGAAAUAAACCGGCAAUUAGUCGAUGAGAGUUACAAUGCAAGGAAGGAGAGAUACGAGCUGGAGACACGCGGAAGAAAUGGUCAUUACCCUUUUGGAAGAAGAUGUCGAAUUUGCAAUAAUCUGUCCCCUUACGGUCACCACCCUUUCUAUUUCAAAGAUAGUGACGAGUGGCUAAACCUGCAUGUGUACGACUGGGUCCCUGACCAUCAAUGCCAGUUUUGUGUAUUUCUCAACCGGGUUUUCAGACAUCACUUCGGAAACUCCAAGCCUCCCAGACGUUUCAACCUCAAGAUGAAGCCAGGAUACCCGUUAUAUCUUACUGACAUCCAUGACACUCAUCACGAUCGUUGGAUAGAUUGCAUAGAAGUCUUCAAAGAUAUUGAAAAUGAUGUCCCAGCCUGGUCCAAAACGCCCUUUAUAGGCGGUGGUCCCAUGAUCUUUAACCAUUCAAAUGAUCAGGGUGUCUAUGACUUUAUCUCUAACUGUCUUUCUGAAUGUGAGAAAACUCAUACAAGCUGUCAAGCCCUGGAUCCACUGCCGCUGCCAAAGCGACUUCUGCUAGUAAAUGAAAAAAAUCAGAGUUGCAAGCUUGUUGAGCCACCACAGGACCAGCAGGGAGCUUAUACAGCAUUAAGCUACUGCUGGGGGAAAGGCAAUCGUAAUGCUUUAAUCCUUACCCAGGAUAAUUAUUCAUCUUUUCAAGAUAACAUUUCUUGGCAUAGGCUCCCGCCGCUUUUUCAGGAUGCGAUCAAGAUCACCAACCACCUGAGAAUUGAUUAUAUCUGGAUUGAUUCUCUGUGUAUUAUCCAGGACGAUAAUGAAGAUUGGGAAAUUGAGUCUCAGAAUAUGGCUAGCAUUUUCGAAAACGCGCAUAUCACUAUUAUGGCUGCUUCAUCGCCCGACCCAGAAACACCAAUUCUCAGGCAACGAGCGCAGUGUGAGGAGAGAUUCAAGUUUGACUUUACAGAAAAAAACCAGUCCAAGUCUUAUCUCUUUUCACGCCUCACAACACCAGAAGAUAUGUUCCAUUUACAUCCAGUCCAGGUAAAAGAGGUGUCGAGCAGGGGAUGGGGAGAGGUGCUGUAUCAAAGAGGAUGGACUUUCCAAGAAGACCUCCUCGCGCGGCGUACGAUCCACUACCUUCCCCAAAGGGUAGUCUGGGAGUGUCGGAUGUUACAUGACGACGAACGUCAGCUGCUUGGGAAUCGCAGACUCGCUAACAGCUUCGAUCAAACAGUCUGGACAUGGCGGGAAUAUGUGAAAGCCUAUACCAAGCGAGAUUUGACGUACAUUUCAGAUAAGCUCCCAGCCAUUUCGGGCAUUGCAAAUAUGGUCGCUCAAAAGAUGGGUGACGAAUAUCUCGCUGGUCUUUGGCGAAGCUCCCUUAUUUCCGACUUAGGCUGGCAAUUUGCCUACUCGUCGACGGCGGAACGUACGAGCCCGCCGCGACAGUAUAUCGCCCCCUCAUGGUCCUGGGCUUCCGUUGCAACAAGGCAGGCCAUUGGGUAUUCAAGCGAUAGGGUUCUCAAUACCGUCGCCACUGUGAUCGAUGCAGGCGUAACAUUAAAAGGACGAAACAGAUUUGGCGAAGUGUCCGACGGCUUCGUGCAGCUGCGUGGCUUUGUUCGCAAGAUAAAGCUUUAUUGUGAGAAUAAACGUGAGCUCUUCAAAGCCUACUUUCCGGGGUGUGAAGUGUCUGUGGAAUCUCUACAUUUCAGGGCAGACAUGGAGAUAUGUUCUGGAGACGGGCUUUUGGAAUCGGGCGCUAUGGCACCCACGUUGUGCCGGAGGUAUGCUCAUGAAAAGUACCAGCCGAAGUCAGGCAAAGAUGCGUAUCCCGCGGUAUGGGUGGUUAUACUGUAUGAGACAUUGGAAUGCAUUACUGGGAUUGUUCUUGGGCGAUCGCCCCGAGUACAAGGGGCUUAUGAACGACUGGGGCUGUUAGAGUUUGACCCAAGAGACUUUGGGACGGCUAUGGAGCUGGCCGUUGAAUCAACAAUUACAAUUGUCUAG